This is a messenger RNA of Bufo gargarizans (Asiatic toad), 2189 nucleotides long. RefSeq names its product speedy protein 1-A-like. Gene Ontology annotation, molecular function: protein kinase binding. Gene Ontology annotation, biological process: positive regulation of cyclin-dependent protein serine/threonine kinase activity. The transcript has 8 exons. Bases 1434 to 1976 code for a protein of 180 amino acids. The record is from RefSeq and is a predicted model, not a curated record. NCBI's taxonomy places the organism in Eukaryota, Metazoa, Chordata, Amphibia, Anura, Bufonidae.
UCCACAGUGUUCCAGAGAAGGGAAAAGACAAGACUCUGCACAAAGGUGACUUCCGUAUUACUGCCUGUUUAAAAAUUAACUGUUAUAUGACACAUGAGGGCUGAAGAUAAGAGCUUUAUGUGACUAAACUUUGAUGGGCUGAAGCCAAGCCAUCCUGUUGGAACCAAUUUAACCCUUAUGUUGCAUCCAACCCUGUCGACUGCCUACCAUUUGUAAAGCUAACUCCCACAUAUGGUGGAGGAUGCGGGCAAAUGGUUGCUAAGGGUAAUGGCUGCAUACCUUUUUGUUUUAACUCUGUAACCUGCGUAUGCCCUGGAUAAAGGCUGCUACAUUGUUGCCCAGCGAGACUCCUGCCAUGGAGGAGCUGGUUAAGCAGUUGGUGCAGGUCAGUGCUGGCCAGCAGGAAACCAACCUUCUGUUGCUGGAACAGGUCACAGUCCUGAGAGAUAGUGUGUCAGCUCAGCCAAAGAAUAUGGAGGGGUUAUCUGGGACUGUGAAUGUAAAAAAAGGCAGUGCACCACGCCUUGCAAAAAAUGACCCAUAUGAUGACAUAGAGGCUUAUCUGGCGAUGUUUGAAAGGAUUGUGGAAAGGGAGAAACUCGCUGCAGCUGAAUGGACUGAGGUUCUGGCGCCUUAUUUGACUGGGGAGCCGGAAAAAGCAUAUUUUGAUUUAAUGGCAGAGCAGGCCAGAGACUAUAAUAUCCUUAAGGCAGAAAUCAUGGCCCGGCUGGGAGUCACUUUACCUGUACGUGCUUGAAGAGUCCAUGACUGGCGGUUUGAGAAAAAUAAGCCGCCCCGCUCCAAAAUGUUUGAUUUGCUACACCUUGUGCAUAAGUGGCUACAACCAAAGACACUGAGUCCCGCAGACAUUGUCGACCGAAUUGUGUUCAACCGCUAUGUGAAUGGACUUCCUUUGGAUAUCCACGAUGUGUUGCUCAAGGAGACCCCAAAACGUUGGAUCAGUUAGUUUCACUUGUUGAGCGGUUAACGACUACCAAGACCUGUCUAAGGCCUGAAGGUAUACCACAGUAGUUUGUGGGAUUCUCUGGUGGUCGUUGACAGAGAGCAACCUCCACAGCCAUUCUGCGUCUGACCAGGAGGGCCGAGCCAACAAAGGGGAAAGAAGUUUUUCGUUCCAAGAAAGAUACCCUCCCGUUCUGAAGCCCCACUCAAAGACCGACCUGAGGUCUGUGGUUGGAAGUGUCAGCAAUCGGGGCAUAUUGCAGCACACUGUCCCCAGGGGGAGGAGCCAAUGGAUUGUGGUUCCACCCGCCACCUCUCCAAGUUUGCUCGUCCUGUUUGCAGCGCUACACCCCUGCAGGAACCAGGUCCUCAGGAGCAUCAACUUCAGCUUCCCAAAAAGAACAGGAGAAGCAACCACAAGGAAGAGGAAGACAGAACUUUCACCAGAAGAAUCCAGGAAGAGGAAGAAGAUGGACGAUGACAUCCCGCAGCCAGAAGAACGGGCUGCUUUCUUCACACUCCUUGAAGACGAGCACAUCCAGUACUUUCUAGCCAGGGACAGCUGCCUUAAGAUCUCGGACAAGUAUCUCCUGGCCAUGGUCCUCACGUACUUUAGAAGAGCAAACCUGCGUACUGAGGAAUACAGGACUUACUUCUUCCCAAGUCUAUUUUUGGCCAACCAGUUUGAAGAGGAAGAGUUCUUUAGACGUGAGAUCUACCCCUGGGCCCUCGGAUUGAUGUGGAUGAUCCAAAAGAAGCAGCUUCAUCAUCUACGCGAUCAGAUGUUCAUCCGGAUGGGAUUCAGAGCUUGGGUGGAACGGGAAACCUGUGAUCUGAUCAUGGCACAAGACCCUGACCAUUGCGCAUGGAAGAGAGAGAGGAAAGUCCAUCACAGCUGGGCUAUACGCCAAUGCAGGAGGGAUGAUGCAGACUUCACCAUCACAGGUACAUGGAUCACCCCUGCACCCUGCUCUCUGUGUAACACCAUUCUCCAUCCAUGCCAGGAGGAAUAGAACAUCCAUUGCCAGGCAGAUACAUAGGAGGAACACAGAACAGCGGACUCACAAACAUCUCUGAUGCCAGGAUGGGAAACAUGGCCACUGGACCUCCAAGGAGAAGAAUCAAGACAGGACAGAUGAAGACCUGGAUAAAAUAUAUACUUUAUGUCUUACCGACUCCUAGAACAUCUCAGGUAAACAACACAAGACAAGCAAUAAGACAACAUU